CUUUCCUCAAUGCUGAGAGGUUCAGUAGAUAGACACAGAGGAAAAGAAAAAGGAAAGACAGAUAGCACCUCCACCCUUCUUAUUUCUUAGUACCUGCUUGUUCUUUACUUCUUCCUCUCAUUCACCUAUUCUUUCCUUCCUCUUCUUCUGUGCCGUUACAGACUCAGGUGAGAGAUGGGAUGUGGUAAUUCCUCACAAGCCACCACCACCAACAGCAGCAGCAGCAGCAGCAGCAGCAUUGGAGGUCAUGUUGAGUCUUCAUCAAAGGUAUCAGAAGAGUCUGUGCCAGGAGAUGACAAAUGGCAGAACUAUGGAGGUGUGUAUGUGGGUUUUCCUGCAGACCUGAGCAACAUUCCCCAAGUACAGUUAGGAUCACUCAGAGAGCAUGAGAGAGACUUGUUGUCCCUCAGGAGGCCGCUGUGGGGGAACGGACUCUGAUUUUAAUGAAGAGCCCGGGGGUGUGUGUGUGUGUGUGUGUGUGUGUGUGUGUGUGUGUGUGUGUGUGAGACAGACAACUUCCUCCAGUUUCUCACUGCCUGAGAGCUAUGAUGUCAUGUCAACGGUUAAAGGACCAUACCUGUGUUUAUGCUUGACCUGCUCUUUACGUCACUGCUUAAAAGCUCGUUUACCGCAACGUUUGAUGUCAGUAUUGUGUGAAUAUCAACUUGCAGACACUAGAAACGUGUGUGUGUCAUCAUAAUAUGUCUCAUAUCUCCUCAGAGGAAAAGGAAAAUUCUGUGUUUAAUGUCAGCAC
Molecule: messenger RNA, 754 nt
Organism: Etheostoma cragini (Arkansas darter)
Lineage: Eukaryota; Metazoa; Chordata; Actinopteri; Perciformes; Percidae
Product: overexpressed in colon carcinoma 1 protein homolog
Exons: 5
Coding region: 175-438 (87 amino acids)
Source: RefSeq, a predicted model, not a curated record